This is a messenger RNA of Penicillium daleae, 1407 nucleotides long. RefSeq lists its product as uncharacterized. The coding region runs from base 1 to 1407 and encodes 468 amino acids. The record is from RefSeq and is a predicted model, not a curated record. Lineage: Eukaryota; Fungi; Ascomycota; Eurotiomycetes; Eurotiales; Aspergillaceae. The transcript is spliced from 2 exons.
AUGAUGCGACCGCGUGACCCGCGGAUCCGUCAGCGGAUCAAUCAGAUCUCGCAUAACUUAGAGUCCGCCAACGAGUCCGCCCAAGAGGGUCUAUACACUUUCUCUCAGAACUACCUCACCCCAUGCCUGACCAGCAUUGGCAACUGUGUGCAGGCCUGCACGGCGCCAUGUCUGCCCAGCCGCGAGGACCAGCUACGUCGCCGUCGGCGCGGUCGUGCUGAGGCUAACUUUGACUUCUACGAUGAUUGGGAUGAUGAACAGGGUGAGGAGAGUUUGCUUGGAUGGGGCACUGGUGAGCUUGACCGGUUACUGGCGGGUAGCGGGCUUGCCCGUGGUGGCGUUGGUGGUGGUGCAGAGCAGCCGCGGCGACCGCGGAAGAUGAGCUAUGGGACUCGUCAGACGAGAAGGCGGAGCACGGUGCAUAUCCCCGAUAACCGCGCUGAUCCUACGGUUAUACCAAGCUCGUCGUUGAUUGGAUUUCUCGAGCGCUUUCCUUGGCGGUUUGGUGCCAAGGGCGUCAAGUAUUGGCCCUCUGUUGCUGAUCUGCAAGAACACCCGGGCAGUCACCGCCGGCAUACGGAGGAGGAUGAGCCAUUGAUGGAGGCUGCGGAAGAUGAUGGGGACUACGUGUCUUAUCAGAAUAAUGGAAGGGGGCGGAGCGGCACACAGUCCUCGCGAGGGACGUCGAAUUCGCUGAGCUCCCGGGGCGAUUUGUUCCCAAGUGACGAGGAAGAAGAUGCGGUUCCGCUGGAUGAUGAAUUUGCGCUGGUCUUUGGACGGCGAAACACGGGGUUGGAAUCGGAUGAUCAGUCUGGUACAAAGUCCGAGAUGGUCAGAUCGGCAUCGGGAACGUCAAGUCUGGCCGAUGCAUCGUCCAAGAAAUCCAAGCGGAAGAAAAAGAAGCGCUCAUCGACCAAGACAGCCAUGAGUGCGGACCAGGAUGUUGUUCACAGCAUCGAAACGCCGUCAAUUGCGGAUCUCAAAAUGGAAGAGGAGCAAGUGGCGCGUGAAGAAGAAUCCGCGGUCCAGCAAAAGCGACUCGCGGCACAAGAACUGGCUUUAAAGCGUGACCAGGAGCUUAGUAGUGCUGAUAUGUCCCUGAAAACCGCUAUGCCUGGAAACCAAGAAACUGAGCUCUCUUCAACGAACAGUCCCCAAUUAGAGGGACGAGAGGAGUCGUCAAAUAGGCUCACCCGGCAACCCAGCGAUUCGUCCGUUCGCCGGUACUCUGGAGACCAAAUCGAACCAUUCCCACCAUUCCCGGUAUCGGCAUCUUCUCUACCAACAACCUCACCUGGUACCGCUAAGGCUUCUCCUCGACCUGGCUCACUAAAUGCCGACAGCGGCACUGAAAACGACCAUGAAGUUGAUGGCGAAGCACCCCCGUUAAACUCAGCUGUGCUGUAG